AUGAUGCAUAUCCAAAAUUUUCAAGAUGAACUCAUGAUCCUUCAAAAGAGAAGAGCUGAACUGGAAUCCCAACUGAAAACUGAAAAUUAUGAGAGUCUAGAAAGUGAGAUUACAAAACUUGAAACUGCAUUACAGGCUAUACAAGAUGAUGAUUGUAUAGACCUUCAAGAACGGAUGAAGAUUUUACAAACCAAAUUGAUACAGAAGAAUGAACAAAUUGAAGAAAAGAAUCACCAGGACACCAUUUUUCGUUCAGCUAUAGAGACAAAAAAACAAGGAAUUGCAAGAAGCUCGUUGGGAACUUAUUGA
Molecule: messenger RNA, 309 nt
Organism: Lactuca saligna
Lineage: Eukaryota; Viridiplantae; Streptophyta; Magnoliopsida; Asterales; Asteraceae
Source: the annotation of a GenBank genome assembly